UAGUCCGAGUGGAGCAAACGAGCUGAGUGGUUGAGUAGUCGAGUCCCGGAGACCGGUAGCGCUUGCAGCAUGGCUGACCAGCUGACUGAAGAGCAGAUUGCAGAAUUCAAAGAAGCUUUUUCACUAUUUGACAAGGAUGGUGAUGGAACUAUAACAACAAAGGAGUUGGGAACUGUAAUGAGGUCUCUUGGGCAGAAUCCCACAGAAGCAGAGUUACAGGACAUGAUUAAUGAGGUGGAUGCUGAUGGUAACGGCACAAUUGACUUCCCGGAAUUUCUGACAAUGAUGGCAAGAAAAAUGAAAGACACAGACAGUGAAGAAGAAAUUAGAGAAGCAUUCCUUGUGUUUGAUAAGGAUGGUAAUGGCUAUAUUAGUGCAGCAGAGCUCCGCCAUGUGAUGACAAACCUUGGAGAGAAGUUAACAGAUGAAGAGGUUGAUGAAAUCAUCAGGGAAGCAGAUAUUGAUGGUGAUGAUCAAGUAAACUAUGAAGAGUUUGUACAAAUGAUGACAGCAAAGUGAAGACAUUGUACAGAACGUGUUAAAUUUCUUGUACAAAAUUGUUUAUUUGACUUUUCUUUGU
Messenger RNA from Orcinus orca (killer whale), 580 nucleotides. Its product is annotated as calmodulin-1-like. The record is from RefSeq and is a predicted model, not a curated record. The transcript has a single exon. Lineage: Eukaryota; Metazoa; Chordata; Mammalia; Artiodactyla; Delphinidae. Gene Ontology annotation, molecular function: calcium ion binding. The coding region runs from base 70 to 519 and encodes 149 amino acids.